GGCUUUAGCAUGACGUCACAGGUAAAAUGGCUGCCUAGAGACGGGGAAGCUAUCGCUUGGUUACGCAUUAGCGCAUCGUUAAUUGGACUUUUGACAUGUUCAUUUCAAUCGAUUAUAUUCAAUCAGGUUGUCGUGAAAAUUGUUAAUAACAUAUUAAUUAUGUCUUUUAAUUAUUUUGAUGAACUUGAUCCGGCAGCAAAAGCCAGAUAUGUUUCUAAAUUGAAUUUAAUUGGAUUAGAUGAAUGUCUAUAUAAGCUUCCAGCAGGUGUUUGGAAAAAUGAUCCUUCGAAGUGGCCGUCGGUUGAAUAUGGUGAUAUUCAUAACUAUUUGAUUGAAACACCAGGUGUGUACACUAGGGAAAGUAUGAAAAACUACAAGAGCUUAGAAGCACAUAAUUACUUCAGAUCUGGCUGGGUUGAAACUGUAUUCAUGUACAAGCCAAGUGACAGUCAAUAUACCCUUAUGAAAGCCUCUGUCAAACCUUCUCAAAAAUUAAAUGAUGACCACUAUUGUCCUUGGAUUGCUGUUACCAACUGUGGGCAAAUAUCUGCUGCUCAUUGUAACUGUAUGGCUGGGUAUGAAUGAGCACUUGUUUAAUCACUUUUUUUAUACAACAUUUAAAAUAAACCACCAACUUCUUUAUAGUUAAUAU
Molecule: messenger RNA, 652 nt
Organism: Ruditapes philippinarum (Manila clam)
Lineage: Eukaryota; Metazoa; Mollusca; Bivalvia; Venerida; Veneridae
Exons: 2
Coding region: 10-585 (191 amino acids)
Source: RefSeq, a predicted model, not a curated record